AUGGCCACCAAAUCGUCAAUCGUUUUGAAGGCUUCGAGCGAUUGGCCCCUUUGGUAUCGAAUUAUCCUUAAUAAGGCAGAGGACGAGUGCUUAUUAGAAUACGUCAAAUUGGUCCAGACCAAGGAAUCUUCUACACCAGCCGUAGAAGGCGGCGAUGAAAUCGUCAAAAUCAGUUGGACGUUGCCGCCAAAACCACCGGUCAAGCCACAAGAAAUCGCUAUGCCAGAGUCCGAUACCGAAGCCAGCCAGAGAGAGUAUGAGAUCAAACUCGCUCACGUCGAAACCGCAGCGGAGGCUUUGUUAAUCCUUAGCCAACGCCUAUCGCCAACUGCCGCUGAGAGGGUGGCUGAUGUCCGAAAACGCUAUAACACACUUCUCGAAGCGCCGAAAAACUGGAACCUAGCUGAUUGGCUAGACGAUUGGCCUAUGUCGUAG
This is a messenger RNA of Paracoccidioides lutzii Pb01, 435 nucleotides long. RefSeq lists its product as hypothetical. Bases 1 to 435 code for a protein of 144 amino acids. The record is from RefSeq and is a predicted model, not a curated record. The transcript has 2 exons.